GCGAAAGACAACCUUGUUUCGGGAAGACCUACAAGCUUCAGUAAGCGACUUCAUUGAGCUAUUAUUCUGUUACCAAACAUCAGCAAGGCAACAAGAACAAUCAACAUGUCUGUUGUAAAGUGUGGUGUGAACAAGAACUAUUGCACUGGCCGCUUCCCGGCCAUUCAACUGCAGCACGAUCAUUUCUGGAAUGGGCCGUGCUCUGUGCCUUGUGUCAAACCCUGCUUUAACCCUUGUGCCAAACCUUGUGUAGACCCUUGUGCUAAACCUUGUUUUGACCCUUGUGCUAAACCUUGUUUUGACCCUUGUGCUAAACCUUGUUUUGACCCUUGUGCUAAACCUUGUGUGAAGCCUUUUCUCAACCCUUGUGUAAACCCCUGUGUUAACCCUUGUGCUUACCCUUGCCUUGACUAUGACUGUAAGAAAGUUGUUCUCAAGGAUUGUCCUCAAGAUUGCGUGAAUCCCUGCGACGUGGUACUGCAGGUGCGUUCCGUUGAUCUCAUCAAAUCCUGGAACUGUCAAAAUCGGCAAGAGCAUCACACCAACGGUUACCGCAGCGAUCACCUCAUCAUCCGUAGAGGACAGUGCUUUCAGAUGUAUGUCGAGCUGUCCAGACCUUUCAAUCCAAAGGCGGACCAACUUCACCUGGAGUUUAGACUUGGUAAUGCCCCAUCUGUAUGCAACGGCACUCUGGUCAUCGUUCCAUUAGUGGACGAAUUCAAGAAAGGUCGUUGGGAGGCCAAGAUCCUAGAGCAGUGUAACUGUCGACUCAAACUGUCUGUUUACUCCCUUGCUACCGCUGCUAUUGGACGUUACAGGCUCACCACCGUAACAUGCGGACCGAGAGGCAAAGCUACUUCAGCAUGCAACCCCCGCAAUGACAUUUACAUGCUGUUCAACCCCUGGUGCAAAGAUGACGCUGUGUAUCUGGAAGAUGAGGCACAGAGAAAUGAGUAUGUGCUGAAUGACACAGGCAUUGUUUACUAUGGAGCUCGGUGUCAGAUUGGUGCAAGAAACUGGAAGUUUGGUCAAUUUGAUGAGGGAGUCCUGGCCGCAUGUCUCUUUGUGCUGGAGAAAAGUGGUUCCCCUUGCUCAGGAUGGCGAGACCCCAUUAAUGUGGCCAGAGUUGCAUCUGCCAUGAUGAAUUCCAACGACGACCGUGGCGUAAUGGUGGGUAACUGGUCCAAUUGUUAUGGAGGUGCAAUCGCUCCUACGACAUGGUGCGGAAGCAGCGACAUCCUGAAAAGAUACCACUUAAGUGGAGGAGUGCCUGUUAAAUAUGCACAGAGCGUGGCUUUUGCUGGAGUCACCAACACGAUGUUGAGAUGUUUGGGUAUUCCUGCACGUCCCGUGACAAACUUCUGCUCGGCUCACGAUACCGACGUGUCUAUGACCAUAGAUGUUUAUUUCGAUGAGAACUUAGAGCUAAUCGAUCAUCUGAACCGUGAUUCAAUCUGGAACUUCCACGCAUGGAAUGAGGCCUGGAUGGCCCGUCCAGACCUGCCGUGUGGUUUUGGAGGUUGGCAGGUGGUGGAUUCCACACCUCAGGAGACUAGUCAGGGCUUCUAUCGCUGCGGUCCCACCUCCGUCACCGCAGUCCGCAGUGGGCAGGUCUUCCUCAAAUAUGACACCCCCUUCGUCUUUGCUGAAGUAAACAGUGAUAUAGUCUUCUGGCAGCGGACAGCUUGUGGAACCUUUGCUGUGAUUGGUGUUGAGAAGAAUGCAGUAGGACACUGCAUUAGCACCAAGGCUGUCGGCUCAGACAAACGUGUAGAUAUCACAAACCAAUACAAACACCCUGAAGGAUCACAGGAGGAACGCAAUGCCGUGGAAACAGCCGUUCGUCACGGUUCCAAACGUUGCGUGUACCCACCCCUCUGUACUGAGGACGUGAUCUGUGAGAUCACCAUGAUGAAGGAAGCUGUAUGUGUGGGCAAGGACGCAGUUCUUUCCAUCUCUCUGAAGAACAAAUGCAGCUCCGCUCGUACCAUCACCCUCAACAGUCAGGUGUCAGCCAUGUACUACACUGGAGUCUGCAAGGCCUUGGUGAAGAAGGACCAGGCAUGCAUUGAGCUCAAGGCCUGUGAAUCCAAGGUUCUGGAGUGGACCGUGCGCUAUGAGGAUUAUAAGUGUCAUCUGGUGGACCAAGCAUCCAUGCUGCUGACUGUCUCAGGACGGGUCACUCAGACCAAGCAAAUUGUGGCCAAACGAUUUGGCUUCAGACUGUGCACACAGGAUCUUGUUAUCAGUCCUGGAUGUGAUUGCGUGGUGGGCAAAGAGGUGCCAGUCAAAAUCACGUUCCAGAACCCACUUUCCUGCGUGUUAAAGAACGCAAUUUUCCGCUUUGAGGGGCUGGGAAUGAAGAAUUGCAGAAUGGUUAAUUAUGGUGAUAUUGCAAGCCUGGCCACAGUGAACCUGACGGAGACAUUUAUUCCUAAGUGUCACGGUCCACAUAAACUUCUGGCAUCGCUCUGCUGUCCUCAGCUGGCUCAGGUUCAUGGAGCCUGCAACCUUGUCGUCAAAGAGAAAUGAAAAAGCAUGCAGCGAGUGGCAACAUAAGGCCAUAAAACCUUACUCUGUGCUUUUCAUAUGAUUGAUUUGCAGAAUUUAAUCUCAUUUAUAUACAAGGGUGCAGUAAAUCAUGGUCUUGGAGACUAUUUGGAGGAUGAUUCAUGCCAAAAAUAUUUGUUCUUGUUUUAUAUUUUGGCAUAUGGGGUUAAAUUUUGGUUUCGCAUAGUUUAAGAUUUCAGGUAUUUACUUUUUCUAAUCAUUAGCUUCAUGUUUUCCCAAUUGAAAUUCAGUGGUUGUGGUCUAUGAUUUGUCUUGCAUUCAAAAAUGGAUACAUUUAUUGAUAAAUUUGCAUUGAUAAUCUGUCCAUCAUGUAGCAUCAAUAAAAGUCUUUC
This is a messenger RNA of Triplophysa dalaica, 2903 nucleotides long. Its product is annotated as protein-glutamine gamma-glutamyltransferase K-like. The record is from RefSeq and is a predicted model, not a curated record. NCBI's taxonomy places the organism in Eukaryota, Metazoa, Chordata, Actinopteri, Cypriniformes, Nemacheilidae. Gene Ontology annotation, molecular function: protein-glutamine gamma-glutamyltransferase activity. The transcript is spliced from 14 exons. Gene Ontology annotation, biological process: peptide cross-linking. Bases 106 to 2532 code for a protein of 808 amino acids.